Messenger RNA from Chlorocebus sabaeus (green monkey), 553 nucleotides. NCBI's taxonomy places the organism in Eukaryota, Metazoa, Chordata, Mammalia, Primates, Cercopithecidae. The record is from RefSeq and is a predicted model, not a curated record.
UGUGUGUGUAUGUGGGAGUCAAGGUUAGCCUUGUUAGGUAGCCUAUUUUUAUUUAAAUGUGUUGAAGUCUACAAUAAAACAUUAUACAGACAUUCCCCAAGUUGCAGGCGUGGUGGUUUCAAGGUUACUUCAUGGAGCUGGAGCACUGGCUGUGCAGGCCCUGAGGGCCUGUGGUCCCAAUGGGGUGGCUGUGGCGUGCUCCAUGGCAUCUGGAGGUGGUGUUCCUACUGAUGAUGAGCUGACGACUGGAUUGGAGAUGCAGGUCAUGAUGGUUGCAGGGAAGGGACUGGACCUAUAUAGUGUAUUACCCCCAAAGGUAGUUUCAGGCACCAAGGAAGACCCUAAUUUAGUUUCCUCCAUCACCAACAAGAGUAUAGCGGGCUGCAUCUGUGAAGAGGACAACAGUGCUGUCAUCUGGUUUUGGCUGCACAAAGGCAAGACCCAGCAGCAAUGCCCUAGCUGUGGAACCCAUUAUAAGCUGCUGCCCCACCAGGUGGCCCACUGAGCCCAUGCACUAAGUUACUCAAAAUGUGCUGUAAAGUUUCUUCUUUCC